UUUGGCGAGAUUCAACUUGGCCAAUUCAAGUAACUGUUCAGUAUGCAACGUGGAGGACACAAUUGAGCAUUUCAUUCUACACUGCACACAAUUCUCCAACCAACGAAGGGAUUUCCGCUCAAGAAUAGAAGGCCUUUCACUUCAGUGGGAUCUUUCCUCAGCUCUUGGCGGUGGAGAUGCCCCAAUGAGGAGACGCACUGCUGCCAUCCGUCUUCUGGGUCAAUAUUUGCACAGCUGCAAUAUGGUGACCAGGCUAUGAAGUUCCUCAAAGUCUAAUUACUAUUUUUCUUUUUCUCCUCACUAUUUACUGCCACACUGGUUGGUGGAAGUGCUGAAAGAGAAAUACAGGGUGAAAUCAACAAGUGAAGUGGAGUGAUCAAAAUCUGAGUUGUGCUCAGGCUGGGAGGUGUGCUACCUGCAUACCCGAAGUCUUCAAAUCAAAUUAAAAAAAAAAAAAAAAAAGAGCAUUCACCUUUGUCGAGUCUCCCUGAACAAUUCAAUGAUUGAAAUUUGAAGAGGAUCUCCAGAGCUCUUCAACUUUAAAUAAAGAAGAAGAGUUGAGACUUGAAAGGUGCCCCGAUGCGUGAGCCCUUGAGUUGAGAUAGUGAGAAGAUCCGACUCGGCACUCAAUUGACAGCUCUCUUCAGACUCUCCUCAUAGUCUCACACCGCUGAUUACCAGUCCGAGUCAAGGAAUCAGGGAAGAGGGUAUUCACUCACGGUCUUUGAAGUCACGGCCAGGGCCAGAGCCAGUCGGCCAGCCUGUUUGAAAUUUAAUGCAGAGCAUAUGUUCAAAAUGAGUCGACGCCCAAUUGUUUCUUAUGCUGGAGAUUGCAGCCUUUUUUGUGGCCUCCAAGGCAGUUUGGUUGCUGCUCUUCCAGAAGAAUCUGUGGAAUGGCGACGUUCAUUUGGCAGGAGUUCAAAGUUUGUUCACAUUGAAGUGGACUUUGUGCCCUACUCUGAAGAGUGCCUGGUGAAGGAGCCUGGCUGCAGUGUGCUGCAGCUACCCGUCCUAUACACCUACUGGACUGAUUGCACUGACAUCGAGACAUACAAGACUAGCUUACGAGAGAAGGUCCAGAAAUGGGUUGGCGAGCUACGCGAGCGUGGCAUUAAUGACUGGAUGGUUGUUGUGGUUGGAGCGCCAGAUGCGCGAAAACCCAACAAACUCUUGCCGCGAACUACCGUGCUCGAUAAAAUGAAAACUGACUUUGGUGGCAAACAGGCGGAGAGGUGCGUGUCGCUGUAUGAACCUGUCAAGACUGACUCGCGGUCCAUGGAGUCCUGGCAAUCCCUGCUGGCCAAAAUGCGCAGCCUGGUCAUGGUGGCCUAUAACCGCGCUCUCAACAAGUUUGAAGAGAGUAUGCGGGCUGAGCGAGAGCGACGCACAGAAAAAACAUGGAGUUUUUGUGAGUAUUUUAGCAUCCAAGAAGAGCUCGCCGAGGUGAUGCUGCUACUGGGGGUAAUGGAUGAAGCCCUCGUGCAGUAUGACGAACUGGAUGCUCUUCUUACGCAGUUUGUUCUCAACUCUGCGGCAGGAGAUACGCCACUGUGGCUAACAAAAUUCACGGAGUCGUGCGAGCGAUGGGAAGGCCUCUUUAUAAGCACUGAGCUCAACAAAAGACUCCAGGAGAAAAUCCAUAGCGGAGAAACUUCUCUGCUGCAGCUUAGAAACUACCUCUUCCAGCAGCAAGCCGCUGUGCUCCUCAGACUCAAUAAACCAUGGGAGGUUGCAAGUCGGGCUCUGAGUUUCCUGCAGAACACGGCCAAUGAGCUGCAGAUUCUUCAGGUUGGCAUUGCCCCGGGCGGCGUCGCGUGCUGGGGGUUCCUCUCUUGCCUCGAAGUCAUACAUUCGCUGGCUCGCUGCAGCAGCAGCAGUGGAACCACCAGCCCCCACACUCGCCACAUUGCUCCCCUGUGGGCCUAUGCUAGAGAAAAGCUACAGGAACUGGGCAAACUGUGUGGACUGCAUCCUGACGUAGAAGGCAGUGAGAAGCUUCAUGCUGUCGUCGCCCUUGUAUGUGGCAUGGGCGACGACCCUCACGCGGACAACGUAGGGCGACGCCCUCACCAGGUGGACGGUGCCGCCCCCAGCGCCGUCAAGGAACCUGAAGGGGCGGAUGAUGGAGCCUCGACCUUCAGCGUGGCCAUGCUCGAGCAGGAUGGCAUGUCGCCCAUGACAAGACUUAAAGAAGCGUUGUCUUCCAAGGAAGCGUUUAGGAAGCACUAUCUAGAGCUCUCAGAAGUUGCAAUCAGCACCUGCAAACAUAUCGGACACGUGCGUUGCGCCCGGCUGAUUGGGCGCGACCUCGCUUCCUUUUACCUGAGUCUGGGACAGCCCCAACAGGCAGCCAACUUCUUGGGUGACUUGCUACAUAGCUUCACUGAUGGUUGCUGGCCUCUGCUAGCUGCCGACACCAGAGACAAACUCGUCAUCUGCUACACAGCUAUGGCAGACUGGCCCAAGCUGCUGCGUGUGGGCAUCGAGCUGGCGUGCUGCUCUCAAGUGGCGCACGAGCGACGCGCUGCUGCGUUCGGUGCUGUGCAGCGAGCCAUCACGGAGCUCAGUGAAGGAGGAGACUCGGUGUACCUAUCAGCUCAAGACGUGGUGAAGGUGGAGGAGGUGAGCAUCACGUCACAUUCCCCUCUGACGGUCGGCGCCACACUGACUGCAAACGUUAAAUUGCGCUCCUCGCUACCUUUAUCUUUGGCGUUUGGCAGCGUUGAGGUGCUAUUGAAGCUCCAGAUGCCGGACGACACCGCAAGCGUUGGCAGCAGCGGCAGCGGCGGAGGACGCAAGCGCAGCGGCGACCCGUCCCGCGUUGAGCGACGAGUGUCGGCCGUCGUUGGUGGUGCUGUGCAUAAGCACUCAACCGUUGCUGUCAUGAGAAGCAACUCGGCAGGGAGCGAGUCGAGCGAGCGCCGCGUGGUAGGGGAGACUGAGGACGCCCCUACCGACAGGCUGCACAUGAGCCUGCAUUUAGACUACAAGCAGGACAACACGCUCGCCUCGGCUGCCGUCCACUGCGCCAACACUCAUGCCGCUCUCAGCCGCCGCGACAGCCACAGCAGGCUGUCGUGCGCAGCAGAGACCGCGUCACUCACCAGGGAGAAGAGCGACGUCGUCUUGUGUGCUCGUGACGUUACCGUCACUCCCGGGACUUCGUUUGUCACGCUCUCAGCGCAGGUGCCCCAUAGAGGAUUACUGUCCUGCAAAGGUGCCGUUCUGCGCAGCCGCUGCCUAGAGCUUGUGCAGCAUAGCCCGCCUAACCUAACCGGCGCAGGAGGAGCAGUGGAGGUGCUGCAAAUGGCACCUCGCCUCGCACUCGGGCGUAAAAGUCGUGAGCUGCUGGCCGGUCUGCCGCAGCAGAUGUUGCUCACCGUCCACGCCGGCACUGCUCCGAUCCUCCAGGACACGCCUGUGGAGUUGAGAUCAUCACGCGGACUGCUCUUGAGCCCAAGUGUGUGGAACGUCACUGAAGACGGGCGUCGUCUCGUCACCACUUCUGAUCUGUCCCAUUCAGACCUUCGCUGCGGCAAGAAUACUGCUUCUGCCCCUGAUCCUCCCAUUACUGUUCCCUCUGCCUUUGCUCCUACUACUGAUGGUGUCACUACAUCUAACAUUCCUCCUGCCGCUGUUUCCGCCCCUGCCACUGAAGUCACCUCUGCUAUUGACGCCACUACUACCACAAAUUCAACACUAGCCACAGACGUCAUCUCUGCCCCUGCAGCUACUUCUGCCGCCACCACCCCGAAGUCCAGUCACGUAGCUAGUGAGAGCGCUGGUUGCGGUGGUGCGGACGAGCACGAAAUGGUCCGCGAGCUGCAGGUGCUGCUGCCCGCAGCGCCGAUGCUGUCGUCCGUCACGCUCGAGCUUACGGUGCUGGCGCUGCUCGGCCCUCAGCGCGACACCAAUGCCGUCGACCACAUCGUGUCCAUUAGCAGUCCAAUGCUGCAGCAGCCCAGACAAGAUAUUGACGUUCACUUCAGCCCACCUUUCUGUUCCGUCUCCAAGUUACACACCGCCAACAUAAAAAAGUUCUUCCAGGUUAAGGUGACUGGCCUCGUGAGCGAGUGUCUCGAACUGAGGGAUCCCAGCCUGCGUCUCCAGCAACCAUCCUCUCCAAGCUCACCUCUGCCACUGACAGCUUUCAACACUCCGAAUCAGAUUUUGACGGUGAGCAGCGAGCAGUCGUGCAGUUACAUGUGGGAGCUGGGGGUAGACUACAGCACAAUGGUUACGCCGCCUCUCAAGCUUGAGUUUGGAGUUCAGUACAGCGCCCCUAGCGCCCAGCCUGACGCUGCACGGACUUACCGCUGCACCUUUGACCUCUGCGACUAUAAGACUGUAUUUACGAUCAAAUCACGAGUGGAGCCAAGCAAGGGGUCGGAGUUUUGUCGUGCUGGGUCCAUGUGCCACUUGCUCAUCACUAUCGAAGCCACUCCUUUCCCUUCAAACGACGCACUUCCAACGGAAGUUGUCACGGGUGAGGACGGAGUGACAGGCAGACAAGACCGUAAGAUUAGCGGUGCCGGGGACAGCGUGUCCUACGACUCCAUAAUGUACGAGGUGCUCGCUGACCAGACCAUGUGGGCGGUCUGCGGGCGUACGUCUGGCGUGUUGUCUGUGGAGUGCGCUAGUCGACGCCAGAACGUAACGCUGGACGUGAUGCCGCUGUUGGGAGGCUUCCUUCCUCUGCCUUCAGUGCGGCUAUCCAAAUACAUCCCUGCUGACGUCAAGCGCCCUGACUCCGUCGUCGGCACGGCCUCUUCUAUUCCUAAACUAGAGCCUUUUGCUCCCGGACAGGUGUACAACUUCAGUAAAGGAACGCAGGUACACGUGCUCACUGCCGUGACAGGAGGAGGCGCCCACGAUGUAACCUUGCCCUGAGACGCUUCCAGCAUGAAAAUCAUCCUCAGAUAUAGUAUUAAAGGAGCGAUUAUAAUUUGCAAUUAUUAUUAUAAUGAACCGAUAAAACAAUGAAAUUUAUCCUUCACCUACAUGAGAAAUAAUCAGCGAUAUUAUUUAUUGUGCGCGAUGUUGACUUGUUUUCUAGCUGUGCGAUUUACGGUGGUACGAACCCUUCCCAAUUUAUGUCCUGUUACCGCUACGUUCAGAUGAUUUAAUCAGUGUUAGUGUUUAAUUUUUUUAUAUUUAUUGUUUUGUACUCGUUAACUCUAUCACUUAACGGUUCCGCUAACCUAGCAUAUUCCUGCUUAUUAUUAAAUAAAAUGUUACAUGAAAAUGGUCCA
Molecule: messenger RNA, 5252 nt
Organism: Hyalella azteca
Lineage: Eukaryota; Metazoa; Arthropoda; Malacostraca; Amphipoda; Hyalellidae
Gene: SIDL
Product: trafficking protein particle complex subunit 10
Exons: 25
Coding region: 787-4890 (1367 amino acids)
Biological process (GO): intra-Golgi vesicle-mediated transport; early endosome to Golgi transport
Cellular component (GO): TRAPPII protein complex
Source: RefSeq, a predicted model, not a curated record